This is a messenger RNA of Gadus morhua (Atlantic cod), 1552 nucleotides long. Its product is annotated as claudin-10. The record is from RefSeq and is a predicted model, not a curated record. Lineage: Eukaryota; Metazoa; Chordata; Actinopteri; Gadiformes; Gadidae. Gene Ontology annotation, molecular function: structural molecule activity. Gene Ontology annotation, cellular component: bicellular tight junction; membrane. Bases 273 to 995 code for a protein of 240 amino acids. The transcript is spliced from 5 exons.
CAAAAGCUUCUCCCAUUGAAUGGCUAACCCUGCGCCCCAGGUGUCAGACAGCACAGCCCAUAAGCACCUUGGUUCCUCACUUAGCAGCGACCAGUACAAGGCGAGAUUCCCUCCGUGUCAAUCAUCUCAGGCGGGACACAUGUUAUAACUACACGGUGUCGUGUCGUUUACACGCCUGGCGCACGUUUUACCGCUCGUGAUUUUCCAUACGUGCCGCAGGGGCUAUAGGCUCUCCCACACGCACGCGCGGAUCGACGUCGGGACGCCACUCGAUGUCAGGGGUGCAGAUCCUGGCGCUCCUGGGGGGCCUGGUGGGACUGGGGGCCACCAUCGGGGCCACGGUGUCCAACGAGUGGAGGGUGACCAGCAGGGCCUCCUCUGUCAUCACCGCCACCUGGGUCCUCCAGGGACUCUGGAACAACUGUGCCGGGAACGCUCUCGGAGCGCUGCACUGCCGGCCGCACCACACCCUGCUGAAGCUGGACGGCUACGUCCAGGCUUGCAGAGGAUUGAUGGUGGCAGCUGUGUGCCUGGGGUUCUUUGGCUCGGUGUUCGUCCUUGUUGGGAUGAAAUGCACAACCAUCGGAGGAACUGACAAGAGCAAAGCCCGGCUGGCCUGCGUCGGUGGUGUAAACUUCAUCGUAAGCGGGCUGUGCUCGCUCUCAGCGUGCUCUCUGUACGCUCACUGGAUCACCGCAGAGUUUUUCGACCCCGUGUCGGUGUCUCAGAAGUACGAGAUGGGGGCCGCGCUCUUCGUUGGCUGGGGGGGGGCCCUCCUGUGUCUGGCCGGAGGGGUGACGCUCUUCUUCUCCAGUGUGGGCUCCUGCACCGACAGGCGGCCCCAGUCCAGGUACGUCUACAAAGGGGCGGGGACUCAGUCCCAUGUGACGUCGGCCACCCGGGAGCCCCUGAGGCCGGCCGGCCAGAGGCCCCCCCACCCCAAGGGCAGCACCUCCUCCGGCACCAAGAACUUUGACAAGAGCGUCUACGUGUGAGAGGAGCCCACCACUUUAAGGGGGUUCUUUACUUUAAAACUUUUUUUUUAAACAAUUAAAUUGUGAUUUUUUUUUUGGAAUGUGAAAACACAUUUGAUAGUUAAAGUGUGAAACACUUUCAUGACAUUCGGAUGACGAUAGCUGCUGUCGAUUUGCAUAUUGUGGUCCAAUAUUGUACAUACGUAAGAUACGUAUGUAAUAUAGUUUACUCUCUAAUCGUUUUCUAGAUGCAGUACUUUUCUAGAAGACGGCUUUCUCAAAUAGUUCCUUUGUUCUUUUCUAUAGGGUCACCGUAAAUUUUUAUACACAUUUACUUUAUUCUAACAACUUUAUUCUAUAACAUUAUUCGUGUACAAUGAGAAAUAACUUAAUAUAGUGAAGGAGAAAUAUACUGAAUGUUUUUAUAAAUGUUGAGGGUUGUGUGCGAAUAGAAAUAAAAGGAAACCUUUUCAAAGGUGCGUGUACGUAUGGAUGUUCUUUCAGCCAUGUUCUAAGGACAGACAUAGGGAGUGCUUCCUGUGGUGUCCAAGUGAAUAAAGGAGCAAUUUAUAUCAAAA